GCUCUGGCCACAGCCAGCCCUCCCUCCCUCCCGGUCAGUCUCCCUGGGAAAAGGCCAGCAGAAUUGCCGUUCUGGGCUCUGAGAGCCCCCUGUCCUGGGACCUGCCCACCAGAUCAGGGGGUGGCCGGUCACUCUGGAGGUGCUGUGUGCUACUGCUCCUCCCCCAGCCGCUCCAGCACCUUUAGGAAUGCAGCCUGGGGUCACUCUGGGGGAGGGGCCAAUGAGAGCCGGAAGCGUGAGACCCCUUUUCCCCCAGGUCCCACUGACCAGGCCUUCUUACCCCAGGGUGACAGGGCGUAAGAUGGAAGCCUUGGGAGGUGGGGAGGAUGGGGGGCUAGGUGGUCCCCCCUAGGAGGUCUUGGAGUCCAGGCUGGAGGGCCUGUGCCUCAUUACCACAUCGUGUCCCUACCCUGGUUCCUCUCCAUCUGUUAUUCACUCAGCAAACGCUCUUUGGCUGUGACUGGGACCUGGCUUGCUGGCCCCGAAGUCUGUGCCCUGAGGCCCUGGCUCCCACGCCUCAAGAGAAUUCACAAUGAGGAAAGCUGCAAGGGAAGGGGCCCGGGCUGGGUGGCCGGAGGCCCAGGAAGGUGUCCUCGGAAGACUCCUUCUGGAAAUAGCGUGAUGUGUAAUCAAAAGCGUUCUCCCCGAGAAGUUACGGCUGGAGCCAGGGGCGGGUGGGGCGUGUUUGCAGGGAGGUCUCCAGGCAGCACCUUCUCCAGGCUGCCCUCCAGCCUCUUGUGUGCGUAGGAGGCAUCCUUGUUCAGGACACAGCACAUCGAGCGGGACCAGGGCUGGCACUGGGGACACCUCGUCUGCACCCAGACUUCCCCGAAACCCCGGGGACUGUCCCCAAGCACCGCCCUGCCCUCUGCGGGGAAACCAGUGUUAAGAAAGAGGCGGUUUCCUCCUCCCGGGGCUGGUGAAAUGCCUACGAGAGCCACGUGGGGAGUUCUCGGCUCCCGCCCGGGAUGUUGCCCUCGGAGCCAGGUGUCCAGGCGGGAUGCCCUUCCCCAGCCAACACCCGAAGAGGAGCUUUGCCGGGGGUGCGCCAGGGUUGUGGGGCCUGGGAGACCGGCUGGCAGUGGGUGUUGGCAGGCUGAGGCCCACCUGGGUGCCUGCAGAGUCCCGGCUCGGCAGCCUGGACGGUCAGCAGAAGUGGCUGUUGGAGGGAGAGAGGGUGCAGGCUCGGGACGCUGCGCAGGUGUAGCUGGAGAUUUGGGGCCUUUCCGAGCCGGGAGCUUCCAUCUGUUCCCAGCUGCGCUGGGGUUACAGGCCUGUGUGCGUGUGUGCGUGCACCUGUCCCAGCAUGCACAGCCUGAGGACAAGCGCAUGUGGGUGUGUACACAUGCAGGCACUAGCUUGUGUCCUACAGCAGCUCCUGUAACCGUUAUUGAGUGCCUGCUGUGUACUCAGCACUGCAUACUCUACAAGACGGCCUUGGCCCCUGCCUCUGGGAGUGACCUUUUAGGUACAGAGACAGCAAAGAGAUAAAUGAACCGAAGCUCAAGGUAACUCCAGAGAGUGAUGAGGUGGGUCACGGAGGAAGCUGGGAGAGGAGGGCUGCCCGCCCUUGAACGUGGCAGUGAACUAUCUUACUGACAGGCUGGCUGCGUUAUUGGUCAUCUGUGCCCCCCGCCCAACCGUCAGCACCAGAAGGUUGGGGGUGUCCGUCUGAUGUGUUUGCUGCUGUGUCCCCAGAGCCUGGAACCGUGUCUGGCACGUGACAGAAACUUCAAUGCUCUCAGGAAGGAAAACAUUUAUGAAAACAACCAAUUGGCCUUCCGUGUGGCUGAGGAGCAGCUGGGCAUCCCGGCUCUGCUGGAUGCCGAGGACAUGGUGGCGCUGAGGGUGCCCGACCGCCUGAGCAUCCUGACCUACGUGUCCCAGUACUAUAACUACUUCCACGGACGCUCCCCCAUUGGGGGCAUGGCCGGUGUGAAGAGGCCUCCAUCGGACUCCAGUGAGGAACCAUCUGGAAAGAAGGCCCCAUCCCAGCCAGCCAGGCCCUUGCCCACCCCAGCCCGGGGGCAGCCACUGUCUCCAGUCAGCACAAACCCCACUGUCCCGCGGAAGGAGGGGGGCACAGAAGGGCCGCCACGGAAGGCUGGCCCGGCCUCAGCGCCCAGCUCCGUCAGCGGCACCUGCGGCAUCUGCGGGCAGCACGUGCACCUGGUGCAGCGCCACCUGGCCGACGGGAGGCUGUACCAUCGCAGCUGCUUCAGGUGUAAACAGUGCUCCAGCACGCUGCACUCGGGGGCCUACAGAGCCACGGGAGAGCCCGGCGUCUUCGUCUGCUCCAGCCACCACCCCGAGACCGCCUCUGCCAGCCCCCACGGCCCCACGGACUCCAAGCUCCCCGGCGCCCCGAGGAAGGCCCAGGAGGCCCAGGAGGCGCACGGGCAAAGAGACGCAGGGCCAAAAGCCAGGCCACCUGCCUGGGAACCCAGGGUGGGCAAUGUGACUGCCAGAGGUUUUGCUCCAGCCACAGCUGACCCUCCGGCCACCACCGCCUCCUCCCACGCCCCCAUGGGGAGCCCAGCUGGGCCCAGGUUCUCGGCGGGCCUUGCGCCUGGCAAAGCCAGUACUCAUGUGACCAACAGCUCUCCGACGGGGUGGUCACUGCCACCAGGCAGCUCUCGCCCGGCUACGACCCCGAGUGCCCUGGACCCUCGCCCGGCCACGCCGCAAGGCCAGGUAACCCCCAAAGUCGCCGCCCCCCAGACCAAGCUCAGUUCAAGGCCAGCAUCUCCAGCCCCGGCCAAGGCUCCGGCCUCCACCUCGUCGACCUCUAGGAUGCAGCAGGCCCGGGAGAGGUUCUUCCAGACGCCUGGAGCUGCCCUCGACCAGCGUCCGGCUGGCAAGGUCCCCGCUGCCACCGAGGACGCCGCUUCCAGGGACAGCAGCAAGGCGCAGGCACGGAGCUUCCUCCAGAAGGCGCUUCCAGAGCUCAGGGAGGCUGGCUCUCAGGCCCCCGGCAGGCCCUCCCUGGCCCCCGCCCCUGCUCUGAAUUCCCAUCCCAGAACCGAAGGGUCAGGAGCAAAUCCGUCAGCCAAACUGUCAAGGUUGGCAUCUCCCCAGGCCCCGAACCCAGCUGCGAGGACUGAGCCACCAGCGCCUCUGAGUGUAGGCAGCACCAUGCGGGCGUCGCCCCAGGCAGGCAAGAAGGUCUCGCCUGCACCCUCGGGGGCCGUCAAGGCAGGUGCUGGCUCCAGGCCGAAGCCGGAGGCCCCGCUGGCCAAGGGCCCGGCGGCCGGUCCCCAGGAGGGCCAGGAGGACGGGCCGGCAGGAUGGAGGGCCCGCCUGAAGCCCGUGGAGAAGAAAAGUCCCCCUGAGAGGGCCCUGGAGCUGAAGGAGCCUCAGGUUCGUGGAGAGCCGAGGGUGGGCAGUACACCCGGAAAGGCCUCCGGGAGCUCCGAGGGGGGUAUCCGCGUCACCCUGACCCCCGUGCCGGCAGACAGGACACCAGGCCCGGCCGGCCCCGGGGCCAGCCUCUCAGCCGCCUCCCCGUCCCCGUCCCCCGCCCGCCGCAGGAAGCUGGCUGUCCCUGCCAGCCUGGACGUUUCUGGUAAUUGGCUUCAGCCCGAGCCCUCGGGGCGGGAAGCCCCUGCCUGGAGCUGGAAGCAGGAGGACAAACCAGGGAGGCCCUUGGGCCCGGCCGGGGUCCCCGCUCCGCCUGGCAAGUCAGUGACCUCCCCCGGCAGGCUGCACCCGGACUACGUGCCGCAGGAGGAGAUCCAGAGGCAGGUGCGAGACAUCGAGAGGCAGCUGGACGUCCUGGAGCUCAGGGGCGUGGAGCUGGAGAAGCGCCUGCGUGCGGCCGAGGGGGACGUCGCGGAGGAUGCUCUCAUGGUGGACUGGUUCCGGCUCAUCCAUGAGAAGCAGCUGCUGCUGAGGCUGGAGUCCGAGUUGAUGUACAAGGCCAGGGACCAGCGCCUGGAGGAGCAGCAGCAGGACCUCGAGGGGGAGCUGCGCCGGCUGAUGGCCAAGCCUGAGGGUCUGAAGUCCCCCCAGGACCGGCAGCGGGAGCAGGAUCUGCUGAACCAGUACGUGACCACGGUGAAUGACCGCAGCGACAUUGUCGACUUCCUGGAUGAGGACCGGCUCAGGGAGCAGGAGGAGGACCAGAUGCUGCAGAGCAUGAUCCAGAAACUGGACCUGCAGAGGAGCGGCGGGGACCAGAGGAAGAAACCCAAGUUCCGCUUGUCCAACAUCUGGUCCCCGAAGAGCAGAAGCAGGACCCCCGAGUAGCUGCCUGGCGGGGCCGCAGGACUCUGUCGGAGGCGGGGUGGGGACUUGGGCGACGAGACCUGCACUGUCCUCUCCGUGGGGUCCAGGUGGCCUCAAUAAAGAAACUGCCUCUCCCGUGUGGCCACGUGCACCUGGCA
This is a messenger RNA of Sus scrofa (pig), 4385 nucleotides long. RefSeq names its product MICAL like 2 (gene MICALL2). NCBI's taxonomy places the organism in Eukaryota, Metazoa, Chordata, Mammalia, Artiodactyla, Suidae. The record is from RefSeq and is a predicted model, not a curated record. Gene Ontology annotation, molecular function: protein binding.